AUGAUAGAGGCCUUCAAGGACAUGAAGCACGGGAAGAGCAGCAGCUACGACAGUCUGGCAUUGGAGCGAACAGCGAGUCAAAUCUUGCAUCGAAUGGAGGACAAGGACUCGGAGUACGCGUUGGAAAGCACGCGGACAAGGGUGCUCGCGAACGCGCGCGCGAUAUAUGGGCCGAAUCGAUGUCUAGACGUGAUAAGUUUCGCUCCGACUUCCUCAAGAAAAAUCGGAGCUUGCAUCGUCGAGCACAAUCCUUCCAGUAAAUCAUAUAUUCAUUGCUGCUCGGCAAAGGAAAGUUCGCGUUUGGCUGCUCUGGAGCAUUUGCUUGUCAUCACCGAAGACUUGCUUCAACGCCUAAUGGAUGCUGAGGGUAUUACAAGUAGCGGAUGGUUGCCCACUACACCCCAAUCCCAACAUGCAGCAAUGUAUGGUAGCGCGCCCAGCAGCACAGUAGGAGGCAAUGGAAGCGGCAGUGUGGCAAGCAGUGUACAGACGAGCCGGAGGAGCAGUGCCCAACCACAGGAUCUGUUCAUUGAACACGCUCACGGCACGCCACAAUCCCUGCAGUCACCGCAAUCGCUGCCGCCUACACAUCAGAUGCUUUCUCAAGCUCCAUUCAUCAACGAUUUCAAUGCACCCCACUCGCACCACCACAUCCAGAAGCCGAAUCUGCCCAGGGGUAGCAGUGAGACAGCGUUCUUGACUAGUAGUACCCCAAAGCCAAUCGCGCAGCCGAUUCCUAGGACGAGUAGCGAUGUCAUCCAGCACCCCAAGCCGCUGCCUCUCGGACAGUUUCAAAGUGCUGGGCGGAGCAGGGUGCAAUGGAAUCUGGGUUCUGAAGGAUGA
This is a messenger RNA of Exserohilum turcica Et28A, 843 nucleotides long. RefSeq lists its product as uncharacterized. The record is from RefSeq and is a predicted model, not a curated record. NCBI's taxonomy places the organism in Eukaryota, Fungi, Ascomycota, Dothideomycetes, Pleosporales, Pleosporaceae. The transcript has 3 exons. Bases 1 to 843 code for a protein of 280 amino acids.